AUGCGGGAGGAUGACGAAACAUGGGAGCAGUCAGACGAUGGAGAAAGUGAAGAAGAGCCUGGGGAGCUGGAGUGGGAGAGUAGCAAGGCUCAGGUGGCAGAAAGAAAGUUUAUCGUGUCCGAAUCAUGUUUGGACUUGCUAUUGAAGCUUAAAGCGAAAGGGUCUCCACUCGUCCUUGGUGGUGAUGGGAGAUGCUACUCUCCAGGACAUACUGCUAAGUAUGGAACAUACAGUAUGAUUAACUUGGUAUUAGGCAAGAUUCUGGACAUCCAACUUGUGCAGAGCAAUGAAGUGAAGAACUCCCAUGCACUGGAGCUGGAGGGACCGCAGAGGUCAUUGCAUUUCCUUCUAGAGGAGUGCAGAUUCCAGAUUUCUCACCUGGUGACAGACAGAUACAGCUCUGUGAAGAAAUGCAUGCGGGAAAAACAGCCAGAUAUUUUCCAACGGUUUGAUGUCUGGCAUGUUGCAAAAGGAAUAUACAAGAAGCUAGAGGCGGCAGGAAAGAAGAAGGGGUGUGAGAAAGUAAAAGCGUGGUCCAGAUCAGUGAGUAACCACCUGUAUUGGUGUGUUGCCAUUAGCAAUGGUGAUGGUGAAUGGGUCGAACAGACAUGGUUGCCAAUGCUCAACCAUGUUGCCAACAUACAUGAGGGCCAUGAAGACAAGUUUCCGAGAUGUGAGCAUGGAGACCUUGAAGAUCGCCUAUGGAUUGUAAAAGGUAGACAUUGCUUUCAAGAACUGGCAAAGGUUGUGGAGAACAUAAAAAAACUGUCACCAGCUCAACAGACUUCGUCAUUAGAAGCCUUCCAUAAAGUGAUAUGCAGUUGGGUGCCCAAGUUGGUCCACUACAUCCAUACCUAUAUGGAUUCAAUGUCCAAAGUCAGUGCACUCCACUUCAAUGAAAAUACAAACCGAGAAGUGCGAAAGACAAGAAGUGGGCUGGAGCAGUUUAGUGUGUACUACCGAAGAGGGAGUAAAGGGGAGCCAGUGGUGAAGGAAGUGAAGACGGAACAAACGUUUGGUAAGUAA
This is a messenger RNA of Dreissena polymorpha, 1026 nucleotides long. RefSeq lists its product as uncharacterized. The record is from RefSeq and is a predicted model, not a curated record. The transcript is spliced from 6 exons. Lineage: Eukaryota; Metazoa; Mollusca; Bivalvia; Myida; Dreissenidae. Bases 1 to 1026 code for a protein of 341 amino acids.